UGCGCUUCUAACGGCAUCAGUUCAAUUGAAGUGUUCUACCAGUGUACACUACAGCGCUCAACGUCCGCUCAGAAAAGUUCCGCAACAGGAGAUCCAAAAUGUUCAAAAUCCUCGCUUUGGUUGCCUGUUUGGUCAUCGUAGUUUCUGCAGAAUAUUACGAAGUGGAGGAACAGCACGAAUAUGAAGAUUACCCAAAGUACAAAUUCGAAUAUGGAGUUAAGGAUCCUCACACCGGUGACCACAAGAGCCAAUGGGAGCAUCGCGAUGGAGAAGUUGUGGUUGGAUCCUACUCGGUAGAUGAAGCCGACGGUACCCAUCGGGUGGUGACCUACAACUCCGACGACCACAAUGGAUUCCAGGCCCACGUACAGCGAGUCGGACAUGCCCAGCAUCCUCAUGGCGAAAGCUACUCGAACAUCGAUCAACAUCAUUGAGAGGGGUUGUUUUCUGCUAGGGAUAUUACUUCGGCCAAACACAAAGAUUAGAGUAGCUACCGAAUAAAGUGAAACUAAUGUUCCUUGCUCACAAUGUGAGCCAACAAAUA
Aedes aegypti (yellow fever mosquito) is the source of this 544-nucleotide messenger RNA. Its product is annotated as cuticle protein 19. The record is from RefSeq and is a predicted model, not a curated record. NCBI's taxonomy places the organism in Eukaryota, Metazoa, Arthropoda, Insecta, Diptera, Culicidae. Gene Ontology annotation, cellular component: extracellular matrix. The coding region runs from base 99 to 434 and encodes 111 amino acids. The transcript is spliced from 2 exons.